Malurus melanocephalus (red-backed fairy wren) is the source of this 1400-nucleotide messenger RNA. It is a transcript of the gene UFD1, whose product is annotated as ubiquitin recognition factor in ER associated degradation 1. The record is from RefSeq and is a predicted model, not a curated record. The coding region runs from base 1 to 696 and encodes 231 amino acids. Gene Ontology annotation, cellular component: VCP-NPL4-UFD1 AAA ATPase complex. The transcript is spliced from 7 exons. Gene Ontology annotation, molecular function: polyubiquitin modification-dependent protein binding. NCBI's taxonomy places the organism in Eukaryota, Metazoa, Chordata, Aves, Passeriformes, Maluridae.
AUGAAAUUUCAGAAAUGUGCUAGUGGCUUUCAACAAACAAAAUUCUUUUCUCCUGUCUCACCAGGCCGCCUUAAUAUUACUUACCCCAUGCUGUUCAAGCUGACCAACAAAAACUCGGACAGAAUGACACACUGUGGCGUGCUYGAGUUUGUGGCUGAUGAGGGCAUAUGUUACCUUCCACACUGGAUGAUGCAGAACUUGCUGCUGGAAGAAGGAGGCCUGGUGCAAGUGGAGAGUGUCAAUCUGCAAGUUGCUACUUACUCAAAAUUUCAGCCACAGAGCCCAGAUUUUCUUGACAUCACCAAUCCCAAAGCUGUACUAGAAAAUGCAUUGAGAAACUUUGCCUGUCUAACCACUGGGGAUGUUAUUGCCAUCAACUACAAUGAAAAGAUCUAUGAGCUUCGGGUAAUGGAGACCAAACCAGACAAGGCUGUGUCCAUCAUAGAGUGUGAUAUGAAUACACAGAAUAGGUCUCUCUGUGUUCAAUUCAAUGGGAGGUAUAAAACUUAUUUCAUAAUAUUUUUGUGCUUCUUUUCCAGAGGAAUUCCCAACUAUGACUUCAAGAUCGGUAGAAUCACAUUCAUUAGGAAUUCACGUCCACUGGUUAAGAAAGUGGAAGAGGAUGAAUCUGGAAGCCGGUUUAUUGCCUUUUCAGGAGAAGGCCAGUCCCUGCGCAAGAAAGGAAGAAAGCCCUAAGUUAUGUACCCUCAGCUAGUUAGGGGGAAAAUAAAAUAACAGUUGCAGCAUAUUGGAUCUUAGUUAUUGCACUUGAGAGAUCAUUUUGCAACACAGGAACACUUAAUAGUUUUGGUUUUGGUUUCAUGWUUAGAGUUGGAGUUGUCAGAGUGUCUUAAUUUUCASUUGAAAAUUAAGUUCUGGGAAUUUGGAAGGAGCUUUUUGUAUGUGUUGUAAAGAGGGGAACAUAGAUCUCUGAUGAACCUGAGAAGUAAAACUAACAAGAGUCCCUUACUAAAGAUCCGGUUCUUAGACUACAUCCUCCCCUUAUCUUCCGAGUGAUGAUGGUCUCAUGUUGCUCUGUGCUUGUUWUUUUUCUCCCUGUAUAUGUAUUUUGCCACAAUUUCAGGUCAGCUUUUUGGUGUGGUGCAAAUGAAGGGUGACUUUGUUGUUUAGGACCUUUGUGCAGGGAGUCUCUUCGAGCUUAGCUUCAGGUAUUGGGUUAUUUAAUCAUYCUAAGCAAGCCCCCUGUAAUUGCUUUUUAUAUUUAUAAUUAAUAACAUGCCUUUUAAUAGUUCAGAUACUAUAACGUAGUGUAGCAAUCUCAGGCACGAGUCGGGAGAGGAGAGACCCAGUUGCACUGCCCUGGUGCCGCUUUGGAAUGAUGCGGGUUGAAUCCUGUGCGUCCUCUGCCGGCGAGCAACCCCUGCGCUCUUCGAGUAAAG